ACCUGAAUUCGCUUCAGAAGUGGUUGGGGACCCGGGCACUGAGGAGGGCCAACGAUAACCAGCUUCAGCUCGAAGGAAAGGAAAAAGAAGUCCUUUUAUCCUUAGGGGCUGGAGACUUGUCUAGAAGGCGGAUUCAGGAAAAAAAAAGGUGGCCUUUCGUGCGUUCGUAAGUCGUAUCCUUCUGGACUCCUGGUCACUUACAGGCUCAUUUCGUCACCUGACUGUCAAGAUGGCGCCGGAGACGAAGGUGGUGACUCCCUUGGGAAAGGCGGCGUUAAUGACCCUGGGGACUCUGUUCUUGUCUCUCAUCACGCCCUUGCGUCCGGUGGGCGCCGAGAUCCUCUACGCAGAGACGGCGCCCAUGAGCUUCGAAGUUUGGGCGGCCGAUCUGGCACCAGGAUUCUUCUUGCAAGAGCAGACGAUCAACGACCGCCUAUGUUAUUGCAAGAAACCAGGGAGCACAGGCUCGAGCACCGCCCCCCUGAGCUUCAGCUUCAACACACCCAACCCUCUGACAAGCUCAGGCGUUCCAGGAUCGUCCUUUGAAUUCGUCUUCCUAACUCCGGGAGACCAGAUGCAGCUGACAUCCAAACCUCCACAGAACGACACUGCGACCACAGGGAAAGAGUGUGGCCUGUGCAAUGCGGAAUAUACCAUCGGUAAUACCAACUUUAUGGACAUAAUUGAGUGGAAGUCUCCUGGUUGGGAUCAGGGUAAGAAUUACCCGGAUGGCUGCACUUGUACAUUGAAAGUCCACGUACGUCUGAGCCAGUGGGGCUACUUCGUCUAUGACUUCGCCGCUGGGUCUAACAUCAAAGCUUUGAACAACUGCGCCUUUGAUCGUAUGGAGGUCAACCUCAACGGGAACAAGGAUAUAUGGUGCGAUGCCGACAUGUCUAAGUUCAGCGGAGGAGAGUAUACGUAUGGCGUCCCACAGGACUACACGUUCACCUUCAUUUCGGAUGCAGCCGACGGAAACCAGGUGGCGGCAGGAUUCAGUCUCACAAUCCAAGCCUACAAUUUCGGCCGGCACCUGUAAAGAAGGAUGGCUCCUCCACCCCCUGUAAGAAAAGAAACCCGACAUAAAAAAGUACCCCUUCCCUUACCCCUACACAAACACCGUCUAUCCCCUCCCCAGCCCCCAAAAAUUAUCUCUAAGGACCAGAGGGUUUGGAAGCACGGAAUUGGCAUCAACAACUGGAUGAUAAUGGAACUGCUAUGGAGAUGUUUUGAAAACAUUAUUGGAUCCCCGAUUGUUGAUGCAUAAAAAUAUUCUUUGGUGUAAAACUACUAUGCACUGAGUUAAAUCUGCAUCUGCUGUAUGUCACUGUGUCUGUUGAUCUUUGCUGUAAUUUAAAAAAAGGCAAAAUUUAUUGACUUUCUUUAGCUGUAUCCAACUGUGAUCUAAUUGCAUUUCCUUUCGUUUUUUUUCAAUUGUAACAGAAAAUAAUUUAUUUUAGUUUUCUUUACAUUUUCCAUGGUUUUACCAAUAGCAGAAAAGUGCUGUUAAAUCUGUUGUAUCGAGGUUUGCUGUAGAGCGUUUACCAUGACGUAUACUAUUUUUUUUUUUUAUUCUUAUAAACCUGGAACAAAAAUUAAGUUAAAGUUUUAUCUGCUGUAUAAUUUGUUGUCAUUUGCUGAAAGUAAGUUCUUUUAACACUGGAAAGUAAGAGUUAUUAGAACGACGCUACUGAAGCUCUGUAGGAAUUGACCUUUGAAAAAGCAAAACUUAGUAAAGAAUUUGAUUCUGAAACAAAUAAUCGCAGUGGUAUUUCAAUGCAAGCUUAAUUUGUCUCCUCUUUUGAUAAAUUUGCAGUUGUUUGAUAUGCAAAAUUGCAAAAAAAAUUAUUUUAAGAUAUUUCAUUAAAUUUUUCCUGUGAUUGGAAGAUCUAUUAGAAGUUCAUGAAUAGGUCUUUUGUAUUCUUCAGAGCUGUAAUAGUCUAUUACAUUUGCAUAAAUAGACAAUCAAUUAUAAUGCAAUACUUAGAUUAUCCUAUCUCUUCAGUGCAAAUGAUUACAGUAAUUUUUACAUGGGCCAUUUCCAUUCUUCAAGGAUAAUGAAAUAGAUUAAUUCUAAUGCAAACAAGGCAUAAUCCAACCUCCAGCUUACUCAGGCACGUGCUAAAAUCUAUGGUCAAAUAGCGCUUUGUUUCACCAAAGAAAAUUAAAAUUAUUAACGCUUUAUAUCUUAUUAGAAAUAAUGGUUCUGUACUGUUUAGCAUGCACAUUAUUUACUUUUACAUUUUCAUUCUAAUAAAAAAAUCAUAAAUAUCCUAUCCUUAAAUUCCUAUAACUUUAACUCAACGUGAAACACCUUUAUCAGACCAUUUUAGGCUUUUCCAUAGGGCUUUCCUACCUCCCCAACAAGAACAACAACAGCGAGAACAACAACAACAAGAGGAACAACAACAACAACAUCAAAGUAGUUUGUAGGCUUACUCCCCGAGUAAGCAAAAAAAUUAUAUAAAUAGGUCAUCACAAUUCUUGGGUCAUUGACCUUCUUUGACAGAGUAACACAGCAAUUUCACUGGAAAAAAACAACCUGUGUCAUUACUCAUGAAUAAAAAUAACUCUUUACUUCAAUUUUAUAGACAUAUUUUGGGUUUAGUUAUUUUGGGAAAGUACAUUAUUCUACUCAAAGAAGAUCUUUACUCGUGGGGGAAAACAAUAAAAAAAGAGAUUAUUUC
This is a messenger RNA of Macrobrachium nipponense, 2687 nucleotides long. RefSeq lists its product as uncharacterized. NCBI's taxonomy places the organism in Eukaryota, Metazoa, Arthropoda, Malacostraca, Decapoda, Palaemonidae. Bases 230 to 1039 code for a protein of 269 amino acids. The record is from RefSeq and is a predicted model, not a curated record. The transcript has 8 exons.